ACAAAAACCAUUGGCAAAACUCCAAAACUUGAGCUUUGAAUUCAACUUUCUAUUGUUUAUCUCUCUUCAUUUCUAUAUGAACGGUUAGAGAGAGAGAAAGAGACACGCGUUGCGGAGUUCAGUGUAGGACUUUCUCUGACCUCAGAGUUUUAGAGAGAGAAAGAAAUGGCCGGAAAUGAUUGGAUAAACAGUUAUCUAGAGACGAUUCUGGACGUAGGGCCAGGUCUUGACGAUGUGAAGUCGUCGUUGCUUCUGAGAGAGAGAGGCCAUUUCAGUCCCACUUGCUACUUCGUCGAGGAGGUCAUCACCGGAUUCGAUGAGACCGAUCUCCAUCGCUCCUGGGUUAAGGCAGCGGCGACGAGGAGUCCUCAGGAGAGGAACACCAGAUUGGAGAAUAUGUGCUGGAGGAUUUGGAAUUUGGCUCGCCAGAAGAAGCAGCUUGAGGGAGAAGAAGCCCAAAGGAAGGCUAAACGUCGACUUGAAAGAGAAAGAGGUCGUCGGGAAGCUACUGCUGAUAUGUCUGAAGACUUAUCAGAGGGAGAGAAGGGAGAUGUGGUGGGCGACAUAUCAAGUCAUGGUGAAAGUACUAGGGGCAGAUUACCAAGAAUUAAUUCCGCUGAUGCUAUGGAAACUUGGGCUAGUCAACAAAAGGGGAAAAAGCUAUAUAUUGCAUUAAUAAGGCAAAAGGGGAAGACAUUAUAUUAUUAAUUGGAAAACUAAUUAUGAUUAUGAAUACUGCAUAUUUUUAGUAUAAUAUUACUUGACACAAUAAUGGUCUCUGUAUCUGAUAGAAGCAUUCUAACCAUUCUCUAAACUUGGUUCAACUAGCUGCCGAAGGGAACUUCAUAAGAAAACUAAACAUGACUGAUGGUAACUAAUGAAUAUCUAUCUCUCAUAAGCUAUAAAUAAUGAUCUUUGUUGUGUCUAAUGAUUUUCUAUUGUUUUU
Molecule: messenger RNA, 946 nt
Organism: Morus notabilis
Lineage: Eukaryota; Viridiplantae; Streptophyta; Magnoliopsida; Rosales; Moraceae
Product: probable sucrose-phosphate synthase 1
Exons: 3
Coding region: 166-708 (180 amino acids)
Source: RefSeq, a predicted model, not a curated record